UCACUUCCGUGAUGAGAUUACAGGUUUCUAGUUGAUCUGACAGCAUAGAUGCAAACCUACAACGGUCAUACAGAAAGUGUCCAAAGCGGCUAAUUGAGGGAAAGAUGCGCUGGUUUGAGGGUUCCAUCCCGGCAGCCAUUGCCACCUCCAAGCAGCACGGCUCAAUUUUUGUCGUCGUCAUUGCAGGAGACGACGAGCAGUCCACACAGAUGCUGUCCAGCUGGGAGGACGAGCAGGUAGCCGAGCUCACCAACAACUGCUUCGUCGCCAUUAAAGUGGACGCUAAAAGCGAGACGUGUGUCCAGUUUUCACAGAUCUAUCCCGUAGUGUGCAUUCCAUCCAGCUUCUUCAUAGGAGACAACGGAAUUCCCCUGGAGAUCAUCGCCGGUGGCGUCUCUGCAGAGGAACUGACCAGCAGGAUAAGCAAAGUCAAGCAGACACACGCUCAGCAGCCAGCCGCUCCGCCUCAGCCAAGCCCAGAGACAUCUACCCAGGCUGGAAGUCCCUCUGCUUCUUUAAACUCGGAUAUCGUAACAGGAAGCUCCUCCACUGCUGCUGCGUCUAAAGAAUCUCUGUCCACACCCAUGGAAGAAGCAGAGGCUUCCGGUCAUGUGACUCCAGGGGACGAUAGAAGCCAGUCGUCAGAUGACACGUCACAGGCGUCUCAGGCAGAGGAGAACUUGGAUGCCAAGGUCGAGAGGUUAACAAAGAAACUGGAAGAAAGGCGAGAUCAGAAACGGAAGGGAGAAGAGGAGGAUGAGAUAAAGAAGGAGAAGGAGCGGCGAAAGGUGGGCAAGGAUAUGCUGGACUUCAAGCGGAAGCAGGAGGAGGAGAAAACGAAGCGCCUGCUGGAUGAGAGAAACCGAGAGAAGGCCGAGGAGAAGGCGGCCAGAGAGCGGGUCAAACAGCAGAUCGCUCAGGACCGUGCAGAGCGGGCAGCCCGCUAUGCUAAAACCCAGGAGGAGGCAGACGCGGCCAGAGCAGCAGCACUACAAGCCAAACAGGCCGAGCAGGAGAUGAAAAAAGAGGCCGCGCAGAGAGAGAGAAGUGCAAUUGCCCGGAUACAGUUCCGCCUCCCUGACGGUUCCUCCCUGACCAAUCAGUUUCCCUCGGAGACGACGCUGCAGGAGGCCAGGCAGUUUGCAGCUCAGGAGGUGGGCAACAGGUUCGGGCACUUCUCUCUGGCCACAAUGUUCCCGAGGCGCGAGUUCACAGCUGAAGAUCUGGAGAAGACAUUGCUGGAACUCGAGCUCGCACCCAGCGCCUCCAUCGUCCUGCUGCCGCAGUCAGGAAGGCCCGCCAACACCGUCGUCCAGUCCUCUAGCACAGGUGGCAUCUGGGGUUUGCUGGGCACCGUCCUGUACCCUCUGCUGGCAGUGUGGAGGUUCCUGAGCGGCUUCAUCUUCAGCAGCCCUCCUCCCGGAGCCGCAGCAGCACCCCGUAACCAGCCCCAGCGCCCUUCGAACUCCUCAAAUGCCAACUCCGGAGAGCCAAAGAGAGAAACGAUCCGCAAGCGGGUCCUUGAGAAGCGACCGGAAGACUUUAAAAAAGACGGUAAAAUCUACCGGCUAAGGACCCAAGAGGACAGCGAAGAUGACAACAACACUUGGAACGGCAACUCCACCCAGCAAAUGUAGUGCAAUAACACCACUUUAUCGCUCUCUUUUUUUUCUUUUUUCUUUUUGCCCAGUCGUCUCCUGUCUUCUCACUCUCUUGACUCGGUUCGACUUUGCGCGUGUCUUACGGCAGAUUAUAAACUGAUUUACGGCUUAUGAUUUUCAUUCUUUCCCUCUCUCCCGAUCCAACCUUCCACCUCUCUCUUGCAUGGGUAGAUAAAAACCGAGUUAAUCUCUCAUGUAAGCUUAAACAGACAUCCACUGUGUGCAGAUUUCUUGAUUUUUAUGUUUUUCUUUCCAUUUGCUUUCCAGCAGUAUUUUUUACAGUAACACCUUGCGUGCUAAACAGGCUGAAAAAUUAGGAGGCUUGGAAGCUUGAAUCCUGCUGCUUUUUUAUUGAAACUUUAACCUGUACGACACAAAAGGUUUCCAGCAAAACUGUGUGAUUUUGAUUUUGAGGAAAUAGGGUCUCGGCAACCAGUGUGUUUUAUACGGAAGCUUGGACCUCUUGGCAGCAGAAUGUUUCUACUAGUUGAAAGUUGAAGUCACUUUAACACUGUCAUUUAACAAAACAAUAAAGUUUUUUUUUCGAUUAAA
This is a messenger RNA of Ictalurus punctatus (channel catfish), 2213 nucleotides long. It is a transcript of the gene ubxn4, whose product is annotated as UBX domain protein 4. NCBI's taxonomy places the organism in Eukaryota, Metazoa, Chordata, Actinopteri, Siluriformes, Ictaluridae. Gene Ontology annotation, molecular function: protein binding. Bases 105 to 1637 code for a protein of 510 amino acids. The record is from RefSeq and is a predicted model, not a curated record. The transcript has 13 exons.